This is a messenger RNA of [Candida] anglica, 2845 nucleotides long. NCBI's taxonomy places the organism in Eukaryota, Fungi, Ascomycota, Pichiomycetes, Serinales, Debaryomycetaceae. The record is from the annotation of a GenBank genome assembly.
ACAAAAUGCAAUUACUUUUUUCUCUUUUUCAAUACACUUAAAGUUUAUAAAGGCAUGUUUUCUAUAUUAGGGCUGGGUCGACCUCCUGUGCGAAUAGCAUUGGAAGGACGCACAAUUCUUGGUAGUGUACAAAGAUGUCCAACAAGACCAAUACAUAGAAGUUUCUACAUGUUAGGACAUCAACACCGUAUACCCCAACCAGUGGUAUCACGUCACAAUUCUUCCGUUGGAAUAUACCAUCGAAAUCUCAGUUUCCUCAAGAUGGCUGGACGUGUAGUUAAAAUUCCGGCAUAUGUUGGUGGAACAUUUGCCGCUGGUGGAAGCUAUGUUGCAUAUAAAGUAGAUCAGGCAUCUUCUUUUACCCAAGAUAAACUUUCUUCUAUUAAGGAUUUUGCCGAUGGAUUCUUUGAUAAAACUGGGGACUUCUUGAAAGGUAUGGGUGGUGGACUGCAAGAAGGCGGAAGUUCUAGUAGUGGAGGAGAAGGCGGGGGAAGUGGAGGUGGUGAUACCGCAACAGCAGUGGGGGCCACUGCUGCGGCUGUUGGAUUUACUACUGAUGAAGAAGAAGAUGGUGAAACAACUAAUGUAGAAGAUGAAGAUGACGAAGAAACAUUAAUUGAUGAAGAUGACGAUGAUGAUGACGAAACUGAAGACGAAACUGAUAAUGACAUGCUUAACCUUACGAGACAAAUGAUUGAGAUUCGUAACUUGCUUCUUACUGUGGAUCGUACUGACUCCUUGAGACUCCCUUCGAUCGUGGUCAUCGGUUCUCAAUCAAGUGGGAAAUCCUCUGUACUCGAGUCAAUAGUUGGACAAGAGUUUUUACCAAAGGGUUCCAAUAUGGUUACUAGAAGACCUAUUGAACUUACUUUGGUAAAUUCCCCAGAUUCUGCUGCUGAAGUUGCUGAAUUUCCUGCUUUGAAAUUAAAUAACCUUACUAAUUUCGAAGAAGUACAAAAGAUUUUAUUUGAUUUGAAUAUGGCAGUUCCUGAAACCGAAUGUAUAUCCAAUGAACCAAUUCAAAUUACAAUUAGAUCUCCCAGAGUACCAGAUUUAUCCUUAGUGGAUUUGCCAGGUUAUAUUCAAGUUGAAGCCGCUGACCAGCCAAUGGAAUUAAAGCAAAAAAUCAGACAAUUGUGUAAUCGUUAUUUGGAAGCCCCAAAUAUUAUUCUUGCCAUUUCAGCUGCUGAUGUUGAUUUAGCCAAUUCUGCUGCAUUGCGUGCAUCUAAAAUGGCUGAUCCUCGUGGUGAAAGAACCAUUGGAGUUGUUACCAAAUUAGACUUAGUUGGACCGGAAAGAGCUCGUGAUAUCCUCACCAAUAGAAAGUAUCCUUUAAAGAUGGGUUAUGUUGGUGUGAUCACUAAAGUUCCUAGUAAGGGUUCAGGUGGUGGUAGUGGGGGUGGAUUGUUCUCCAGAAAACAAUUGACUGGAUAUCAAGCAUUUGUUGCUCAACAAAAUUUUGAGUUAUCUUAUUUGAGAGAACAUAAACAAGAUUUUUUUGGGACUACCACUGGUACUCGUAACUUGAAGAAGAAAUUGAUGAAAGUUUUAGAAAAAUCAAUGGCUGCUUCCUUAAGACCUACUCAUUUUGCAAUUCAACAAGAGUUAGAAGAAGCUUCUUAUCAAUUUAAAGUUGAAUUCAAUGAUCGUCCACUUACUCCACAAAUGUACUUGGCCAACAAUAUUGAUAUGUUAAAGUUAGCUACUAAGGAACUUAGUCAUAAUUUCUCUAGAAAAGAAUUAAAAUCCUUGUUGAAAAAUGAGCUUGAUCAAAAGGUUUUGGAUUUAUUAGCUGAAAGAUAUUGGAAUAAACCUUUUUCUUUGAAAGUGCAAGAUUCAAAUAUCAAUGAACCAAAUUUGAAAGAAUUGUCACAAAUUAAAAAUAUUGAUGAUGAUAUUUAUUGGCAUAAAAAAUUGGAUCUUGCAUCAAACUCUUUAACAAAAUUAGGAGUCGGUAGAUUAUCUACUAGUCUUGUUACUAAUGCUCUUAUAACAGAAAUUGGAAACUUGGUAGAUACAACCCAACUUCGUAAUCAUCCAAUGGCAAGAGAAGCAGUUAGAGAUGCUGCCAAAUCUGUACUUGGUGCCAAAUUUUAUUCAACGGCAGAUCAAGUUGAAAAUUGUAUUAAACCUUAUAAGUAUGAAAUUGAAAUUGAAGAUCGUGAAUGGGCAACUAGCAAGGAUAAUGCUGUUCAAUUGUUAAGAGAAGAAAUGAGACAAUGUGAUGAAGUAUAUAACAGUUUAAAGAAACAAGUUGGUGGAAGAAAAUUACUGCAAGUUAUGACUUACUUGGAAAAAUUGAAUCAACAACAAAACGCUGAUAUUGACUUAAAUUCUAAUGAGGCAUUGGGAUUUUCGCAAAAUUUGAUUAAGAAAGGACAAGAUGCAAUUUUCUUAAAGGAUAGAUUAUCUUUAUUACAGAUGAGAUACCAAUUCAUUAAGGGAUCAAAGAAAUGUAAGAGUAAGGAAAACAAAUAUCAAUGUCCAGAAAUAUUCUUAGAUGCCGUUUCUACUAAAUUAACUUCAACGGCAAUUUUAUUUUUAAAUGUGGAAUUGUUGAGUGACUUUUAUUAUAAUUUCCCUAGAGAACUUGAUUCGAAAUUCUUUAACAAUCUAACUAAAGAAGAAAUUGAAAUUUUUGCAAAGGAAGAUCCAAAGAUCAAGAAGCACAUUGAAUUACAAGAACGGAAGGAUUUAUUGGAAUCGGCUUUAAAUAAGAUUGAAGGAGUAUUGGCCAUACAGAGAACAAAGGGGGGACAUGUUCAAUCCAAGGAGAAGCCAGAUUCUCUAUUUAGUUGGUAAUUAAGUGCGAGAUGGGAAUUUUAUAAUAUAUACAUAUAGGAAU